UUACCAAAACAAUAUGAGCCCCAUGUCAGCAAUGAACGAGCAAUAUGAGUGUGCUCAUUCCACUGGUCCCUACAUACCAAUAUCCGAGUGCAUUACUGGAGUUAGAGCACAGGACACUCAGAGAGCGUUCACUUUUGAUCCGAAGAACAUAGUAAUGAGUACUCGGACACCAUUUGAUCGGUCAGACAACAGGAACUACCAGAUGUAUAUGAGCCAGCCUCACAUAAAAUUAAAUAAUACAGAGUUUUCGGAAAAUGAAUCGAACCUCAGCGAUGAAGAGUGCAAAUCGCUUAAUGCUAGUCAAUCUAAUAUAAGAGAUUGGUCGGUUGCGAAGACUUUUACAAAAUUAGCGAUAAGUCCAAACCGGAAUGGUAUAUCGAGUGAAGGUCCACCUGUACCGCCACGGCCACCAAAAACUUUAAUAAUGAGUAGAGAUUUGAUACAAAAAGACCCUUUCCAUGGACCUAAAUUUCAAGAGCCAAUUGAAUCGCAGGAUACUAUUUCGCCCCAGCAGAUACUACGACUGCCGAAGCGGCAUGGCGCUCCACCUUCCCCUGGCCGGGUGCCUCUAACGCCAAAUACGAUGCGGCAGUCAGACGACGAAGAAGAACGCUCGCCUGGCUAUCAGUCAAUGCAAUAUUGCAACCUCCCGCCGAGCCUGCCGCCCGCCGUAGACCGCGCACUCAAGCCUCGCCACUCGAGUCACAUCAUCCACUUCAACCAUUUCGGUGGACAUACUUUGCAACUGUAUCAGGCUGAUGAUUCUAAAGCUGACGGCCUUCAAUAUUUAGACCUGGAUCUUCAUCCCACGAAACCUGUUCCUUCAAAGCCUCAAGAAAUACAUCACAAGAAACUUAAUAUAGCUCACGGAAAGUCGCUCUCGGCUGUCAAUACCUAUUCUGCAUAUAAAACUGUAGAUUUCGUAAAAACCAAGGCUUUUAACAUCACAAGACAGGAUGCAGAAGCUUCCAGAAGCAAUCAGCAAUAAACCAAUAUCGAUAACCAGGUAACGUUGAAACGUGUUUAUCGACAAUUAUUAAAAAGACUACAAUUUGUUCUAAAAAAAAAAAACCAAUCUUAUUUAUAUUGUGAAUACGCAUUUCUACUAUUUAAGAUAAUUUAGGAGAAAAGUAUGAUAUCAAAUUUUGUAUUUUUUAAGCUUUUUUACGUAGUUUGGUCAAUGAAGAGGGUCUACA
Hyposmocoma kahamanoa is the source of this 1196-nucleotide messenger RNA. RefSeq lists its product as uncharacterized. The transcript is spliced from 8 exons. The record is from RefSeq and is a predicted model, not a curated record. The coding region runs from base 14 to 988 and encodes 324 amino acids. Lineage: Eukaryota; Metazoa; Arthropoda; Insecta; Lepidoptera; Cosmopterigidae.